Sarcophilus harrisii (Tasmanian devil) is the source of this 3242-nucleotide messenger RNA. RefSeq names its product peroxisomal acyl-coenzyme A oxidase 3-like. Gene Ontology annotation, molecular function: pristanoyl-CoA oxidase activity; fatty acid binding; FAD binding. Gene Ontology annotation, cellular component: peroxisome. The record is from RefSeq and is a predicted model, not a curated record. NCBI's taxonomy places the organism in Eukaryota, Metazoa, Chordata, Mammalia, Dasyuromorphia, Dasyuridae. Gene Ontology annotation, biological process: lipid homeostasis; fatty acid beta-oxidation using acyl-CoA oxidase.
UAUGAUUACGUUGCGCACGUCAACCAGAACCAGGCCUGCAGAGAUGGAGGGAGAGCAUGGAGGCAGGAUGAGGAAUAUAGCGGUUUUCUUUCCGUCCCGCCCCCUGUCUCCGUAGCCCCGCCCCCAGGACCGCCCCUUAUCUUGGUCUUCAAGUCUAAGAGUCUCUUGGGGACCCGGCCCGGUGUUGGAGGUGCAGGAGAGCACGGGCGGCUUGGAGGCUGGACAGCAGCUGGAGCCGAAUAAUUUCCAAAAUGGCACCAGAUUCUAAAAGAAAUGAUUACAAUCAAAGCUCUCAGAAUGCUCUGUUGCCAGAUCUCCCUAAAGGCCCAUUAUGUAUUUAUAGAGCAAAAUCAUCCUUCAAUUGGAAGGAACUGUUGCUAUUCUUAGAUGGAGAAGACAUGAUCAUUUUUAAGAAAAGAAUCUUCUCAGCCUUUGAAAAUGAUCCUCUUUUUGCUCAUCACCCUGGAGAAGAAUUGCCUAUUGAGAAGUAUCGUGAACUAAACUUUCUGCGCUGCAAAAGACUGUUUGAAUAUGACUUUCUUAAUAUACAAGAGAUGAUAAAGAAUCCACUGAAAAUUUUCAUGCUGAUUAACUGCCUAGGAAUGUAUGAUUGGUCCUUAUCUGCCAAAUACUUUUUAAAUACAUAUGUUUUUGCUUCUACAAUUCAGAAUUCUGGGUCCCAAAGACAUAUGCAUUUUAUUCAGAAAACCUUAAACAUGGAGAUUUUUGGAUGUUUUGCUCUGACUGAAGUGAGUCAUGGGAGCAAUACCAAGGCUAUUCGGACAACGGCCCAAUAUGAUCCCACCACUCAGGAGUUCAUCAUCAAUUCUCCUGAUUUUGAAGCUUCUAAAUUUUGGAUUGGUAAUAUGGGAAAGAACGCCACUCAUGCAGUGGUAUAUGCCCAGUUAUAUACCCCAGGAGGCCAGUGCCAUGGAUUACAUUCUUUUGUUGUACAGAUACGAGAUCCAAAGACACUUCUUCCGAUGCCAGGAAUCAUGGUCGGUGACAUUGGAAAGAAACUUGGACAGAAUGGUUUGGACAAUGGAUUCACCAUGUUUCAUAAUGUGAGGAUUCCCCGAGAAAACCUGCUAAACCGAACAGGUGAUGUCACUCCUGAGGGAGUCUACAAUACUUCCUUUAAGGAUGUUCGACAACGUUUUGGUGCUUCAUUGGGUUCCCUUUCUACUGGUAGAGUUUGCAUUAUUGGAAUGUCUGUGGUGAAUUUGAAACUGGCUUUAUCAAUAGCAAUUCGUUUCUCAGCAACUCGUCGUCAGUUUGGACCAAGUGAUGAUGAUGAAAUUCCAGUUCUUGAAUAUCAAAUGCAGCAAUGGCGCCUGAUUCCUUAUUUGGCAGCUGCAUAUGCCUUAGAUCAUUUCUCAAAAACUUUGUUCGAGAACUUGAUAGAACUUCAAAUAGGCCUUUUACAAAAUGAUAAAAGUAUCAGACAGGCUGAACUUGGACGUGAAAUUCACGCGUUAGCAUCUGCUGGCAAACCUCUAGCUUCCUGGACUGCCCAGCAAGGAGCUCAGGAAUGUCGAGAAGCUUGUGGCGGACAUGGUUAUUUGGCCAUGAAUCAUUUGGGUGAUAUUAGAAAUGACAAUGAUCCAAACUGUACCUAUGAAGGAGAUACAUAAUUCCUGCAACAGACCAGCAAUUAUUUACUGAGAUACUUAGAAACAGACAUCAAAGGUUAUGUUUUUAAUGGAAAAACUAUCCUUAAUUUAGGAUCCAGGAUAAUUUUUAAAAUAUGUUCCAUUCUUAUCCGUGUUACUGUAUGUGUAUGUAUGCUAUAUAUAUUUGCAGGUGGAUAUUUUUCUGGUGAACAAGCAGGUAAAGUGAUAAAGAAUGCUAUUUUGGACCUGUGCGCAAAGCUGAAAGAUGAUGCAGUUGCCCUGGUAGAUGUCAUCGCUCCUCCAGACUUCAUUCUGAACUCACCAAUUGGCAGGGCCAAUGGCGAGCUAUAUAAAAACCUCUGGACCACUGUCCUUCAGGGAAAGAAAGUCCUAGAGAGGGCAUCAUGGUGGGCUGAAUUUUCUACCUAUAAACCUACCAUAGGAAGUUUGAAAUCAAAACUCUAGAUUGAGCAUGAAUGCUAAGGUACCACUUGGACAUUUAUCCUUGAGCACUUGCAUCCUUUCUACAAAGAUCCACUCUCGGAGGGCUAUCAUUCUGGCAUCCUAUUUGACUACAUACAGAAGACUUUGAACAGCACCACUAUUUCCCAGGACAGCACAUCUGUUCUUAUCAAUCAAUUCUGGACACACACCAAUCUUGUUUAGCAGUAUUUGCUUCCUUGCAUAGGAUAAUUUAUAAUUUACCGUUAUAAUUUUAUGCUUAUCAUGAUUUGCUACAUAAAAUGGAAACAUGGUAAAGUAUAUUGUCCUUGAUAAGUGAACAGACUAUUUAGAUUGAGAUUUACUUAGAUUAUUUGAACUUCACACAAUUUUUUUAUUUAAAUCUGUUGAUCAUAGUCACUCAUAUUAAGUGCCUUCUUUGUGAAAUUUAUUAUAAUAAUUCCUGAGGGAGAUAACAAAUAUAAAAAAGAAAAAGUCCUUCAAGGAACUUUUAGUCUAAUAGAGUCUGGAUAAAAUAUUUAUAUAGAUAAAAAUAAUUCAUCUUAGAGUAUGGUACAAGUAAAAAAAGAAUUCAAGAUGCUGUGAAAUAAAUGUAAGGAGACAUCACUUCCAAGUAGGGCAAGUCAAUGAAGACUUAAUGGAGGAGUUAGCAUUUGAAGAAUAUAACAGGGAGAGGUAACAAUGGAGAACAUUCCACAAGAGCAAGAACUUGGAAAGUGGAAAGUAUGGGGUAUGUGCCUUGUGGGAAGUUGGUGCUUAGCAAACAUUUAUUCCAUGUCCAGGGAUUCCAGGCCUUUGCUCUCUUCAAUCAAUCUGGGAAUGUCUACUUCACUGAAUUCCUUGUGCUGUUUGAGAUUUAUUCUAAAUCUAGAUUAGCUUCUUUUACCUAAUCAUUGCAAUUCAAUUUCAUUAAUCUGCACUAAAUAAGGAAACACAAAGUCUGAAUUAUGGAUUUGAGGAAGCAUUGUGGUUUCAUUGCUUUUAAGCAUUUAACUGGAACUAACCAUCAAGAAAAUGUCUUUAAGAAGAGAGAAGAAAUCUAGAGCUCAUUUGCUAGAUCAUUGCUAAUUUGAGACAUUCAUUAUAUUCCUUUGUUCCCUUCAUUCAUUAAACGUGUUUCUUCUCUUCAUCAACUAAAAUAAAUCUAUUGCUAUUUUGUUUAGAGUA